Messenger RNA from Calidris pugnax (ruff), 1561 nucleotides. It is a transcript of the gene RBM48, whose product is annotated as RNA binding motif protein 48. Gene Ontology annotation, cellular component: nucleoplasm. NCBI's taxonomy places the organism in Eukaryota, Metazoa, Chordata, Aves, Charadriiformes, Scolopacidae. Gene Ontology annotation, molecular function: nucleic acid binding. The transcript has 5 exons. The coding region runs from base 471 to 1454 and encodes 327 amino acids. The record is from RefSeq and is a predicted model, not a curated record.
CGAUGGGAAGAUGGCGGCCGGCGGCAGCAGCGGUCCCGGCGAUGCCUGCAGGCACCACGCGCAGCUGGGCGUCUGCGAGUCGCGCGCCAAGUACCGGGAGGGGCGGAGGCCGCGCGCCGUCAAGAGUCAGAAUGAAUUCCCGUUACCGUGACGGCGUCGCUCCCACUGCCCGUUGUGAGCGGCCCCUGUCACCCCCGUGACACGAAGCAGAAGAGCGCACUUGGCGUUUUGCUACCCGCUGGGGAAGCCCCCGCUUCGCUCCGCGUCUCGCUUCUGUUUGUCUCUCUGUCCGGAAAGCACAAGCUGUUUGGUCACGGCGGCGGGGACACGGUUUUGCACACGCGGGAUCUGCCCUAGGACGUCGUGCCAAUUCUUAGAUUUUCUCUUUGCCGCCACGUUUGCCCGUGAGGCCCCUCUGCCGGAGAGCACAGGGGUCUGACGCUGGUUUUUCUUUAUCCUGGCAGUGCCUCAUGCUACACUUUUUCCCCCCCCCCCCCCAGGUUUAUACUGUCAACUUGGAAUCUCGUUAUUUACUCAUACAAGGAGUUCCUGCGUUAGGUGUUAUGAAGGAAUUAGUUGAACAAUUUGCAUUAUAUGGUGCCAUUGAGGAGUAUCACGCUCUAGAUGAAUAUCCAGCAGAGCAAUUUACUGAAGUUUAUCUUAUAAAAUUCCAAAACCUGCAAUGUGCAAGGGUGGCCAAGAAGAAGAUGGAUGAGCGGAGUUUCUUUGGCAGUUUGCUGCACGUGUGCUAUGCUCCGGAAUUUGAAACUGUCCAAGAAACGAGGGAGAAGCUGCAGGACAGGAGGAAGUAUAUAGCAAAAGCAACAAAUCAAAGAGACUGCUUUGUGUUAAAGAAAGAGGGCCCUAAGAAGAUUAUGUCCAAGAUCUCCGGACGUGAUUGUCCAUGGAAUACAUCAGGACAAUGUGCAGCCAGUAACUGGGACCCAUCCUGCUUUACAGGUUCUCAGGGGGUAUCCUGCAGCGUAGGACAUCCAUCUGGGAACCAUCAUCAGAGCCCGCUGAUAUAUCCCCAUGAUAACAACUACGCUGAAACUUCUGGGUACUUUGGCCAAAGCACAUCCCCAACUCCAAGCAUCCAGCAGGGAGGAGGUACCCCUCCAACUCCUUUAGCCCAGCACAGAACUGCUCUGAUUGAUAACGGGCUUGAGAGGUUUAUGCCUCGUACAACUCACCUGCAAGAACGUAAGAGGAAGAGACAAGAAGGUAACAAGUUUUCCCUCAUUGAAACAAGCGGGGACAAAACUGAAGUUGUUAUUGGUCCGCAGCUACCAGAAAUACCUAAAGUGGAUAUGGAUGAUGAUUCUUUGAAUACUUCAGCUACAUUAAUUCGAAAUAAACUGAAAGAGGUAGCAGAUUCUGUUUCAAGAACAUCUGUGGAACAGCCAGAGAGUAGCACAGCCAAACCACUUGUAAAGCAGAGAAGAAGAAUAUAGAUACUGCUGGCAGUAUCUUCCAACAGUCCUUUUUUAAAGGAUGUAGUUUAAAAUACUUAUUUUUUUAUGUUAAAAAUAAAACUAUUUUAUACUGUUUUUCCAAGCAA